Molecule: messenger RNA, 1587 nt
Organism: Oldenlandia corymbosa var. corymbosa
Lineage: Eukaryota; Viridiplantae; Streptophyta; Magnoliopsida; Gentianales; Rubiaceae
Source: the annotation of a GenBank genome assembly
AUGUGGGAUUCCUUGGGGGGUCUGCUUCUAGGGUUUUUCUUGAUUUCCCAUAUGUAUUUGGCAUAUGGUAAUGAGUUCCAUAUCAAGAGGGUUGGGUUAAAUAAGAUUGACAGGAGUGCUCAGCCACUAUCACCCACCUUUGGUAUAAAUGCACUUAAUCGUAGUAGUUUUCCCAAAGGGUUUGUGUUUGGAGCAGCAACUUCUUCUUACCAGAUUGAAGGAGGAUGGAAUGUUGAUGGCAAAGGCCUAAGCAAUUGGGAUUAUUUUACACACAAAUAUCCAGGCAAAAUACGAAAUGGCAGCAAUGGGGAUGUUGCAGAUGACUCCUACCACAUGUACAAGGAGGAUGUCAAGCUUUUGAAGGUGAUGAAUGCAGAUUCAUAUCGCUUCUCUAUUUCUUGGUCAAGAGUUAUACCUUCUGGCAAAGUAAGCAAAGGCAUAAAUGAGAAAGGAAUUCAGUAUUAUGACAACCUGAUCAAUGAACUUUUGGCUAAUGGUUUAACACCCGUUGUGACUUUAUUCCAUUGGGAACUUCCUCAAGCUUUAGAGAAUGAGUAUCGUGGUUUUUUGAGUCCUAAGAUUCUAAAGGAUUUUCAUGACUAUGCAAAUCUGUGCUUUGAGAGAUUUGGUGAUCGAGUAAAAUUGUGGAUCACAUUCAACGAGCCAUACACAUACAGUUACUUUGGGUAUGACAAUGGGCUAAGUGUUCCGGGUCGAUGUUCUUCGUGGGUGAGUCCGAAUUGCAAAUGGGGAAAUUCAGGAACUGAGCCUUAUUUAGUAACACACCAUCAACUCUUAGCCCAUGCCGAUGCAGUCAGUUUAUACCGGACCAAAUAUCAGGCUCGCCAAAAAGGCAUAAUUGGAAUGACAAACGUUGCUAACUGGAUGAUACCUAUGACAAAUUCAUCUCUUGAUCAACGCGCUGCCAGACGUGCCUUAGAUUUUAUGUAUGGAUGGUUUAUGGAUCCUCUAGUAUACGGCGAUUAUCCGAAAACAAUAAAAGUUGUUGUUGGCAAUCGUCUUCCAAAAUUUACACCAGAGCAAUCUAAGUUGCUGAAGGGAUCAUAUGAUUUUCAUGGAGUAAAUUACUACACUGCAAUGUAUGCUUCCCACCCUAUCAAUCCUCCUAACAAAACCCAUGCCAGAUAUAUUACUGAUUACCUUGCUGAUCUUUCCGCAACCCGCAACGGCGUAUUGAUCGGAGAAAAGGCGGGCUCGGAUUGGCUUCAUAUCUAUCCAAGAGGAAUUUUGGAUCUUCUUCUCUAUGUGAAGCAUAAAUAUAAUAAUCCAAUUAUUUACAUUACUGAAAAUGGAGUCGAUGAAGUAAAUAACGCAUCAUUACCACUUAAGCAAGCUCUUCAAGACAAUUAUAGAAUCCGAUUUUACUAUCGUCAUCUUCAAUUCCUCCUAAAAGCAAUCAAGAAUGGGGUUCGCGUGAAAGGAUAUUAUGGAUGGUCACUUAUUGACAAUUUUGAAUGGAUUAGUGGAUACAGCGUUCGUUUUGGAAUCAACUUUGUGGACUACAAUACUUUAAAAAGAUACCGUAAACUAUCAUCGUAUUGGUUUGAAAUGUUCCACAGGAAAUGA